This is a messenger RNA of Ciona intestinalis (vase tunicate), 3282 nucleotides long. RefSeq lists its product as uncharacterized. Gene Ontology annotation, molecular function: DNA-binding transcription factor activity, RNA polymerase II-specific; RNA polymerase II cis-regulatory region sequence-specific DNA binding. The record is from RefSeq and is a predicted model, not a curated record. Gene Ontology annotation, biological process: regulation of transcription by RNA polymerase II. NCBI's taxonomy places the organism in Eukaryota, Metazoa, Chordata, Ascidiacea, Phlebobranchia, Cionidae.
CUUUUUAAUCAGAAAUGCCUAAGGUAGCAAAAAUUAAGGUGAUGAAAUCGAAAGAAAAAAAGGAAUGUGAUAGGAAAUUUCGACAAUCUUCCAAGCUUGCAAUUCGUUUUAAAGUACGCACCGAAAAGUCAUCCUUUAGAUGUGAUGUUUGUGAAAAAUUGUUUUAUGACCCUGAAAUAUUCAAUAGCCAUAAGUUUUUGCAUGUUAAGGAAAAGCCUUUCAAGUGCUUGAUUUGUGAAAAGACAUUUAGUAGGAUGUCAUACCUUAAAUUACAUGAAAAUGUUCAUAAGGAAGAGAGACCUUUCACAUGCAAUAUAUGUGACAAAGCUUUUAAGCAGCCGAUUGAUGUGAAAAGACAUAUGGUUGUUCACUAUGAAACAAAACCUUAUAAAUGUAAUAUAUGUCUUAAAUGUUUCAAGCACAACUCCACCUUAAAUAGUCACAAAUCCGUUCACACUAAAAUAAAGCUAUUCAAAUGUAGUGUGUGUGACAAAGCAUUUGCAACAAGUAGUAAUCUGACAACUCAUGAGCGUGUCCAUAGCGGAGAAAAUCCUUACAAGUGCGAAGUUUGUUACAAAACAUUUAAACAGGCUAGUCAUUUAAAGCAGCACUUUAUGACGCACACCAAAGAAAGGCCCCAUGAGUGUGACAUAUGCAAAGCAACAUUCGCACGUGUAUCAAACCUGAAGCGCCAUCAAUUGAUUCAUACUGGAGAAAAGCCUUUCAAAUGCGAUGUUUGUGAACAGUCCUUUGCUCGUACCACCGCCUUAAUAGAUCAUAAAAAAAUCCACACUAACGAGAAGCCUCACAAGUGCAAAACAUGUAUGAAAGACUUUAGGCAACUUGCGGUAUUGCGGAGACACGAAAAAACACAUUUGAUUAAAAUCAAACAGAAGAAGGCGCGCAAGUCUUGAGAAUCGAGAUUAAAAGUAUCUACUGUUUAAUAUAUCCACUGUUUAAUUACUUGUAUUACACUGUAAUUUGCCAGCAAUUCUGUUUUUACCGACCAAUUUAUAAUAAUUUAAUAUACAAUUGUGAUGCUUAAGCUGAACCAAUAUCUUUCAUGUCGAUGUCACAAUCAUUAAAUCAUAGCUACUUGAUUUUGCAUAGUAUAUAUUAUAAGUGUUUUAUAUAUGCAUAACAGAUAACAGUAUAACUGUCUUGUUUGUAUAGAAUAAGUAUUAAAUUUAAAGAUAAGAAUUAAAGGAUAAAUUUUCAAACAAAGUUUUAUAAUAAAGACCAAGAAAAAUAAAACUACAGUAAAAGCUGCAACAAGGUAUUUGCCAUUACUGCCUGAAUAGUUUUCUUGUAAAAAGUGUAUGAGAGGUUGCAUAUUGCAUUAAAACACCUCAGUUAACAAUUUUGCUUGUUUCAAGUGCAGCAAAUAUUUUGCCAUAUUAUUCGCAUCAGCAAAAAGUCAUUUAAAUGAAAAAUUUGUAAAUAAUGUAUUCCCACCAUAGUAUUAUGGCAUUCACUUUAAACCUGUUUCUACCAUUUUAAUAUGAAACUAGUAAUAUAAAAGUUCUAAAAUAAAACUCUAAUUAGUAGUUUAACAUCACUGCAAGAUUUUAUAAAUAACAAAGCAAGUCCCUGAAUUAUCCAUAAACCACAUUUUGCCAAAAAUUACAGCCCCAAACAGUAUUAAAAGCAUGAUCAUACUUCUUUAGCAUUGUAUAGUCUUAUAAGGUAAAAAUAUUUAAGUAUAAUUUUCUUGGAAACCCAUUUUUGUGGUCCCACUGCUUUAAUAUCAUAGAGUGCAUUGCAAGGAAAAAAUCUGCGACAUGGUUUUGUAUCAAAUGCAUCUUUUUGCGUAGCAUAAUAUUAAUUUUAAACACCAAGUAAAGUAUAGAUCUUUGUGGGAUAGUUAUUUUUAUCUUACUGUAACAAAGGUACUACAGAAAGAACCACUAAAUGUUAUAUUAAUUCAGAAAUUGUAUAUAUUUUCUAUCUAUUACUUUACCUAACCUUUAUUUACUUUAUUCAGCAGAUACUUUGUUCUUGGUUAGUAUGUGUUUACAUUUUGUGUCUGGAAAAUUUUAAUGGCACAAUGACUAUAGAAAAUACAAGUAAGCGUAUAGCAUUCACUCCAGCAGAUGAUUUUUCAGACAAAUCAGUGGAUGAAAAGUUUGUGGCAAGCACUGCUACCUUGUACAACUUUGGUUAUGCACCAAAAAAGGUAAUUGAAUGUUUCCAGAAAUUUUGCUAUGACUACAACACACUUGCCGAAGCCAUAUCCGCCUUGCUAAAGCGGGAUAAGUUGUUAAAAAGAAAAUAUCGAUUUAUGACUGUUCCUGUGACAUAUCAAAUGCUAGCGAGGCCUACUAAUGAUGACCAACCAAAUGUUGUAAGAACAUCACUACUGAUGCUGCACAAGUAUAGUAAGGAAUGUCAUUACAAAUCAGUGUCAGAUGCCAUUGAAGAGCUAUUAAUGUCUCCUGUAAUGCAAAUGGAAAAUACCUGUGACAAUGAAAAUUCAGACAAAUGUGAUACAUCCACCCUUAGUGUGCUGACUGAUGUGGAAAAGGAGGCAUUAGUAAAAAUUGCUGAUGUACUUUAUCAGAAGAUUCAAGAUAAAACUAUAAAAAACAGAGAGAAAGUAAAAGCACGUCGCACAAAUGCCGCCAAAAAGCUUAAUGUUUCUUCAUCAUCGAAACAAGUAUCUGGUAUACUUAAUAAACCAAAUGUAUUAAAACUCUCUUCGCCUGUCCCUGUUAUGCUAGACCCAGACUACAGUCCCAGCAUGAAGGACCCAGCCAUAGCAUGGACUAAGCCUGUAAAAUCCACCGCUAUUUUGAAUCGAACAGAUCAAGCAAAACUCUGCAAAACUGAACCUCAAGCUCAAGUUGAAAAGGCAGAUGCCCAGCUAUUGUUUCCAUUAAGUAUAUUCAAACCCAGUUACUCUCAACCUACAUUGCAAAGUGACAAUUACAUUAAGCGGGCCAUGAAUGGUAUAGAACCAACAGAACAGAUCUUAUAUAUGCUUGAAUUUCUACAUUUGAUUCCCAGUGACAACUCAUAGGACAGAUUAAAAUAAUAGCAAUCCAUAAAUUACAAUAAAUCCAAUUACUUUCCAGGUUCGAUUUAUUUAAAAGCUGUUUUAAUUGUAAUGACAUACAUAAGAGACAUUUAACUCAGUUUUAUUGUUGAAAAAUUCCUAAAAUUCUUUAGACUCAGUUUUGUUUUAAGUUUAUAAAUUCAGUUUAAUUUACUUUCCAACGUUUCCUUUUUACUUUGUCACUGCCAAUUAACUUGCUUAUUGUCACCACAAUAAACAGAUUCAUU